Messenger RNA from Megalops cyprinoides (Indo-Pacific tarpon), 3100 nucleotides. RefSeq names its product TBC1 domain family, member 14 (gene tbc1d14). Bases 121 to 2196 code for a protein of 691 amino acids. The record is from RefSeq and is a predicted model, not a curated record. NCBI's taxonomy places the organism in Eukaryota, Metazoa, Chordata, Actinopteri, Elopiformes, Megalopidae. The transcript has 15 exons.
AGCGAUGGAACAGCCGCGUUGAAACCGAAGGCGACUGCGGUGGGUAGCGGUGCAUCAUGGACCGAUCGAAGUGUCAACUGCAGCCUGCCGCGUCCACUGCCCACCUGUAGAUUCAACAGUAUGGCACAUACAACCGACGGUACCAAAGACAAGACUGCGGUAUGUGGAGGUAAAGAAGGUGCGUCCGGCGCGGUGCUGAUGGAGAACGGCACCGGUCCGGUGCAGGGCGCCCCCGUGGCCACGGCCGGCCCGGACCUCCUCCAGAACCACCAGGGCGGCGGCGAGCGGCGGCCGCACUCCCUCCCCAGUUACAAGCCUACCUUGCACUUUAGCCGGGGCCACGAGGAGGACCGGCAGAGCGUGGCGUCCCAGGACUCGGGCAUCCCCACGCUGGAGAUCAACAACCCGGAGCCCAUCCACGCCCGGCCGGGCCCUGGCGACGGCCCCGCCACGCUGCCGCUGGACGCGCCCGACGGCGGGCUGCGGAAGUCGUCGACGUUCCCGCGCAGCGGCUACGACUCGGUGCGGCUGUUCAGCCCCGGGGCACGCAGUGCCCUCAACCGCAGCGACGACAUCUCCGUCUGCAGCGUGUCCAGCCUGAGCACCGAGCUCUCCGCCACGCUGUCCGUCAGCAACGAGGACAUCCUGGACUUCAUGGUCACCUCCGACUCCAGCGCCAUCGUCACGCUGGAGACGGACGACACGCACUUCUGCGACGUCACCCUCUCGUCCCCCGCUGACUGCGGGGACCUGUGGAGCCCCCGCCGCCGUCCCCCGGGGGCCACGCCCCAGGAGGAAGGCCGGCACAAGAGACUUGGGCCGCUGGCCAGCUUUUUCACCAGGAGUCUGUUUGCCCGGAAGGUGAAGGACCAGAGGCCCCUGGAGCAGCGGGAGCCAGGCUGGAAGCUGUUUGGGAAAGUUCCCCUGAGGGAAGGGUCUACUAAGGAACCCAAGAAAACACAGAAGGAAUAUGAAACAAGAAGUGGAAGGUCUGGCAACCCCCCAUCUCCUAAACAGAGUGUGAGGAAGAACCUGGACUUCGAACCCUUGUCCACCACAGCACUUAUUUUGGAGGACCGUCCAGCAAAUCUUCCAGCCAAGCCAGCAGAAGAGGCCCAGAAACACAGGCAGCAGUAUGAGGAGAUGGUGGCCCAAGCCAAGAAACGAGAGUUGAAGGAGGCUCAGAAGAGGAAGAAGCAGCUGGAGGACCGGUGCAAGCUGGAGGAGAGCAUCGGGAACGCAGCGCUCACCUGGAACCAGGAAAUCCUCCCCAACUGGGAGACCAUGUGUACCUCUCGCCGGGUACGGGAUCUCUGGUGGCAGGGCAUACCCCCCAGCGUCAGGGGUAAGGUGUGGAGCCUGGCAGUCGGUAAUGAGCUCAACAUCACUCACGAGCUCUACAACAUCUGCCUGGCCCGGGCUAGAGAGAAGUGGAAGGCCAUGCCAGCGCUAGCAUCGGAGGGAGACAGUGAAGAUGCUGGAUUGUCUCUCGCAGACAGAGAAGCAAGCCUAGAGCUGAUAAAAUUGGACAUUUCCAGAACAUUUCCCAACCUCUGUAUCUUCCAACAGGGGGGGCCUUACCAUGACACGCUGCACAGCAUCCUGGGAGCGUACACCUGCUACAGGCCGGAUGUGGGAUAUGUUCAGGGCAUGUCCUUCAUUGCUGCAGUGCUGAUUCUGAACCUGGACACUGCCGAUGCCUUCAUCGCUUUUGCCAACCUGCUGAAUAAACCCUGUCAGAUGGCAUUCUACAGAGUGGACCAUAGCCUUAUGUUGACUUACUUUGCGGCGUUUGAAGUGUUCUUUGAAGAAAACCUACCAAAGCUGUUUGCACAUUUUAAGAGCAACAACCUAACUCCAGAUAUUUAUUUAAUCGACUGGAUCUUCACCCUGUACAGUAAGUCCCUGCCGCUGGACCUGGCAUGCCGCGUGUGGGACGUCUUCUGCCGGGACGGGGACGAGUUCCUGUUCCGCACCGCGCUGGGCAUCCUCAAGCUCUACGAGGACAUCCUGACCAAGAUGGACUUCAUCCACAACGCGCAGUUCCUCACCAAGCUGCCCGAGGACAUCGCCGCCGAGGAGCUCUUCUCCGCCAUCGCCACCAUCCAAAUGCACAGCAAGAACAAGAAGUGGGCUCAGGUACUUCAAACAUUGCAGAAAGAGCAGGAACGAGGCAGUCCUGUGCUGAAACGCUGACUCGCGGAAGGACACGUACACGUACACACAUACACAUACGUAUAUGUACAGCUCAGUAAUCAUGAUGAUCAUAGAAAGAAGAUACAUUUGGAAAAGCCAUUAGAAUGAGCUACGUCUCGCUGGGUGGGUGGUGAGGAGGCCCUCAGACAGCCGAGGCCGGCCCUGACCGGUGGGGCCCAACCCGUUAGAGCGGACGCUGGACCAGACCCUAAAGCAGAACUCCCAGAGGGAGGAGCAGACCCUGCGGAUCGAAGCCUUAAGCACCGUCACACCCCCAAAAACAGCUCCAAGUUCCCAACAGGAAAAAAAACACACAAGCGCCAACAAACCAACAAGGAUGUCAACGAAUGUAAGCAUCUUCCAUGUCUUAUCAGGGUUUCUACUGGACCGAUGGCACAGACAGUGGUGUCACUUCCCAAAAUGAGCUCUCUCCUUCCUUUGGGCAUUUGCGAAGUUGUCUUUUUUUUUUUCUGUUCUCGGUCUGCUGUGGUUGUGAUGGGAGGUUUUGGCUUGGACUGGAGGUUUUUUUUGUUGUUUUUCUUGUUGUUGCUGUUGUUUUUUUUUUUUGUUAACGUCACCCCAAGGGGCCGGGGUUAUUUCCAGCUGUGAUCUCGCCUGGGGUGGGGCCCGGAGCUUCAUUCUCAAAGUCAGCGUUGCUCCAGGAAAAACGGCGGCACUCAGACACAGCGUCCCUUCCCUGGGGACUCUUCUUAGCGCCGUUUGAAGCCUUUAUUAGUGACGGCGACUUGUUCUCAUUGACACAGGGUUUGGAGCAGCUCGCGGCUGUUCUGCUGAGCCCAAAGUGGUGUGAAAGGAGCGGCACGGUCGUUUCUGUCUUGUGUUUUUUGUGUUGUGUGUCACAGUGGUUCUUUCACAGCCCGCUCGCUGAUUUGUUCGUUUUCUG